AGGGGGAAGGAGACCACCACCGAGUUCUUAGCUCGUUAACUGCGGUGCACUUUUUAGAUAAACGAAUCUGGUUAGCGUUAGGGCUCGGAAUGAGUAAUAAGGAAAAUAUAAAAGGUCCAGUUAGCAGCAAACUCACCGUGCUGCGAUCCCAUUUGUCUUAGGAUUCUUCAUCUUCCAGCCAUGGCUUCUGAGAAAGAAGCCGCUCUUGCGGCUGCCCCCUCCAAUUCUCCGACCAUCUUUGACAAAAUCAUCAAGAAAGAAAUUCCAGCAAAUGUGGUUUAUGAGGAUGAUAAGGUGUUAGCCUUCAGGAACAUAGCUCCUCAAGCUCCCACACAUAUUCUAAUUAUUCCCAAAGUAAGGGAUGGCUUGACUGGACUGUCAAAGGCUGAGGAAAGGCACUUUGAGAUUCUUGGCCACCUUCGUUACACUGCUAAGCUGGUAGCCAAACAGGAAGAACUGGAAGAUGGCUUCAGGGUUGUGAUUAAUGAUGGCCCACAAGGAUGUAUAUACAGUUUCUUCUUUCUCCAUUUUACAUGCUUAAACGUGUGUCAUGUGUAUCUUUUAGAACUUUUAUUGAUGUAGGAGUGUCCCAUUGCAGGUCAAUCUGUUUAUCACAUUCACGUCCACCUCCUUGGUGGCCGCCAAAUGAACUGGCCUCCAGGGUAGGAUGGUGUAAAUAUUGAUUUGGGCAGGGAAGACAUUCAUUGUAAUGAUAGUACAGUAGUAUUUGUUCUCUGCCCUGAUUGAUGAUUGUCUAAUUGUAAGUAAGCAAACUAGUUACUAGUUGCUUUCUAGUAAGAUGCUCUGGAUGUUCCAUGGCACCGUCUGCAGGGCUUGCCCGUAUGCUGGGUAAAGCCAGUGAACCUUGUUAAGUAUGAAAAUAAUAUGCUGUGACUUAGCUAUGCCCUGUGUUCCUCAUUUUCUUCAAGUUUCCAAGUGAAGUGAUGUCAAUUUACUUUUUGAUGCUUUGAACCAUCCUUUGAAUGUGUUUGGAAGCCUGUGAAAGAUUUUGAAGCGUUAGACUGCAGGAAUAAACAGUAAGAUGGGGU
This is a messenger RNA of Rubroshorea leprosula, 1049 nucleotides long. Lineage: Eukaryota; Viridiplantae; Streptophyta; Magnoliopsida; Malvales; Dipterocarpaceae. The record is from the annotation of a GenBank genome assembly.